AUGCCAAGCACACCAUGCUUAUACUCAAGAGGGACAGGCAACAAGAUCACAAUUAUUACAGCAUAUGUAGAUGACAUGCUGAUAAUGUCACCCAGUUGUAAUGAAGUUGACCACACCAAACAAGAAAUCAUGGGCAAAUGGGAAAUGGAAGACAACAGGGAAAUCAAGGAGUUCCUGGGUAUCAAAAUCACACAUGACAGAAGAAUGAGGAGGAUAUCCCUGGAUUUAAUGGCAUAUGUCAAAGCAAUGGUAAACAAAUGGUUAGGAGGAGCAAACAAGAAAUCCUGGAUACCUAUGUUGAGUGUGGCAAACGUCGCUGGAGGCAAGAAAUGCAACCCUCAACAAGUGAAGAGGUAUCAAGAGUUGGUUGGCCAACUAUUGUGGGUCUCCAACACUGCUCAACCAGAUAUUGCCUUUGCUGUGGGUACAUUGGCAUGA
Ustilago hordei is the source of this 438-nucleotide messenger RNA. RefSeq lists its product as uncharacterized. The transcript has a single exon. The coding region runs from base 1 to 438 and encodes 145 amino acids. NCBI's taxonomy places the organism in Eukaryota, Fungi, Basidiomycota, Ustilaginomycetes, Ustilaginales, Ustilaginaceae. The record is from RefSeq and is a predicted model, not a curated record.